AUGAUGGACAUGCCACCCCUUUCCCUCAAGCGAGAAGCAGACGCUGAGCUGGACUCGCCGAAUGCCAAGCAGCCAUGCCUCGAAGCAACACCCCAUGAGUCCCCUCACAAAGCGCUCAGCGCUGAGCAGCAAUCCAUCGAGACCCCAACACCACCCCCCAAACGCACCCUCCCCAAACAAACUUGCGCCGUCUGCUGGGACCCCGUCCCCACGAGCCAAUUCAAAAAGUUCGCAAGCUGUCCCCACGAACGCUGCAACAAAACCUGCAACUUCUGCUGGACGAAAGUGAUCAAAACCCGAGGAAUCGAAGAUCCCACCACUCCGAUAAGAUGCUUCGAGUGUGAGGAGGUGUUGGAGAAGAAGCAGGUGAUCAAGAUGUUAAAUGGGAAUCAGAGGGAUAUUGCUCAUUAUGAGUAUCGGUGCAAGACGGUACAGAUGCUCGAUAACGACGAGAGGGGGUGUAGUCGGGGAUCGUGCAAAUCGUUCCAGGUCCACGAGAGCCAGGAGAGGGUCUUCGCCUGCGUCGCUUGCUCGGCUCAAGACUGCACGUUCUGCAGCGCGCCCGAGCACGCCGGCGAGACGUGCCGGCAGUACCAAGCUCGUCUGCUCGCCGAACACGGCGAUGAAGAAGCCGCAACAGCAGCCUCCCUCCGCAUCAGCGCCAUCGACGCAACCGGCAUGUCCAAGUCCGAGUUCGCGAAGCAAGACAAACUCCCAACGCCGUGUCCAGGCUGCGGGAUCCUCAUCGUCCGAGCGGAAGAUUGCCAUAUCAUGCACUGCACCGUCUGUAGCAUGCACUUCUGCAUUCGAGUGGGUUGUGGAGCGAAGUAUUUGGGAUCCGGCACCGUUGUUCCUCUUGUGGGCAAUGCCGCUCACGCGAGUACGUGUCCACACCAUCACCGGGCGGAGGAAGAUAAGAGGUAUGUGAAGCAGGACCCGAAAGCGAGGAAGACAGGCCAAGUCGGCGGGGGAGGCACUGCUGCGCCUGGAAUCUCGAAGAGAGGCGUCGAGAAAGCGACCGAGAUCUCGAGUUCAGCAGGAGAGUCAAAGCCAGAGGUGAUGGGAAGAGGCUCUUAG
Molecule: messenger RNA, 1077 nt
Organism: Zasmidium cellare ATCC 36951
Lineage: Eukaryota; Fungi; Ascomycota; Dothideomycetes; Mycosphaerellales; Mycosphaerellaceae
Exons: 2
Coding region: 1-1077 (358 amino acids)
Biological process (GO): protein polyubiquitination; positive regulation of proteasomal ubiquitin-dependent protein catabolic process; ubiquitin-dependent protein catabolic process
Cellular component (GO): cytoplasm; ubiquitin ligase complex
Molecular function (GO): ubiquitin conjugating enzyme binding; ubiquitin protein ligase activity
Source: RefSeq, a predicted model, not a curated record